UUGUACAAUAGGGUAAAGGUCAAUCAAGAGUCAGCAUUCACAUUUGUAAACAGAUUUGGAAUGCCUGAAACUUGAGCGAUCCAAUAUGAUAUAGGUGGCUAAAGUACAAUAUGUAACAGUGGACGUUUUUUACAUUCUUAAUUAGGCUCUAUGGAGGAUUGUCACGGAAGGUAGGUGGGACGUACAGACUAGGCAGGUGUGACAAUUAUAAGCGAUGCAGUGAUGGAAACUUACGUGGCUGUCAAACCUGAAGUUUAAUUAAAUGUCGUCUACAUUCAUUAGAUAGGGUGUUGACACUUUAAUACACACAUGUGCAACAGGAAACUAUUUUGUCCGAUCAUAAUAGUCUAUACAAAACCUUGCUCCAUUGUGUGUAAUGUACAUUUGUACAAACUGAUCGUCAAACCAAAAACUUUGGCCAAGGGAGCUAGGCAUGAUUUUCGUCUGCUGAAUCUAUUAUAUCUGGGAUUGAGAAACCGUUGAUUCUAAUUAUGUAUACUGAAAAGGUGCUGAGAUCAUGACGUUUAGAGGUUUUUGAUUUGUGGGACUGCGAUGCGAAAUGUUUAUACUUAUUUCAAUGGAUACGGAACUUAAUAAGUUAUUCUUAUGGACAGCAAUUCUUAUUUUGGGAUGCUCUGCAGAAGAUGGAGAGUCCUUGCGAAAGGAAAUGGUGAACAACGGGAUGACGGGUAUCGAAUACACAACCCUUUGGGACGACAAUAGUGUACUCGGCAGACCAAAGAGUGAAGAAAUAUCAGAUCAUCUUAUGAAUCCAAUAAAGAUGACGUUUGAGUAUUCCGGGGAGAAGUUUAGCUUGGAACUCAGUCCACCCGAACCAAUUCUGCACUCUUCUGCCGAGAUCCUAACAUUUACCAGUGGUUCGCCCCUUCCGUGGACAGGUGCGCACCCAGACUGCUUUCUUACCGGAAGUGUGACGUCGCAUCAAGGCAAAGCCUGUUUAUCUUUGUGUGAUGGUGUUUUCGGAAUCAUCAGAACUGCGGAGCAAACCUUACAUUUACAAUCCUUACCUGGAACAUCUAAUACACAUCCCAUCCCCGUCUUGGUAGCUCGACAGAAAGACAAAAGCACAUGCUCGAAUCCCACCGAAAACUUAACUGGAAAUAAUUUAAAUGUAAGAAACAAACGAUCUGUGCCGUCACGCAACAUAACCAUAGAGUUAGCUGUAUUCACGGACGCUGCUUACACCCGGUCCAUGCUGGUGACAGACUACUCCAAACGAUUGCAACACAUACUGAUGAAAUACCACGCGGUUCAGAUGGAGUGGUCGAGAUCCGAUAUGCUUGGAUACAACGUUAAACUAGUUUUGAAGAAAGUUCAUUUUUACGAAACGGAGCCUUCUUGGUAUAUUUCGAGCAGAACACUUCUUGGAGAUGUCAUGUCGGAUUUCUGUAAAUCUACAACAAAUGAAGGGACGUAUGACAUAAGAUAUAUGCAUGUGGGAUUGCCAAACCUUGAUGUCCUGGGCCGCGCCUAUCAGAGCUCCGUGUGUAACCAGCGGUACAACUGCGCAGUAGACACGUCUACAUAUGCCGCCAGUUUUGUCGCCACGGCACACGAGAUUGGACAUCUUAUGGGAAUGCCACAUGACGCAGAUCUUGGUUGUACCGGAAGUGACGUGGGUGUGAUGGGCGGGUACGGUGCAGGGUGGAGCAGCUGUAGUAAGACCGCCUUGAACACGCUUCUGGAGUCUGGAAACCAAGCCUGCCUGUGGGAAGAAAAUAUUCCUUCUAAAGAUGUACCACAGAACCUAAUAGACAUUACUCUUAAACCCGAGAUCCCUGGACAGGCGUAUUCACCAGAUGAGAUAUGUGGGCUUAGAUAUGGUGCUGGAUACCGCUUCCGAAAGUAUCCAAAACUUGGUGUAUGCGUUUAUUAUACCUGUGCCAAUCAUAACCGAGAUCAAAGCAACUAUGGACAAAUGUUCAGAGAAAGUUUAUCUAUAUAUGGCAUGUACUGUGAUACACAGAAAGUUUGUUUUAAAUUGGACUGUGUUGCUCCUGCAACUGCCAAGCUGGACAGCCUGGUAGAACGGCAGGGAGGGUGGAGCCAGUGGGGGGCCUGGACGGGAUGUACCAGAACGUGUGGACGUGGGAUAAACUCCAGAAGCCGGAAGUGUGACAACCCAACGCCCAUAAGUUUAGAGGGGUGUCCAGGAGAUGAAUAUGAAGCUGAGCCAUGUAACAAAGAGCCAUGUGCAAGUGACAGUUCAGAUCAAACGACCCUGCAAAACCAGCGUGCUGGAGAGACAUGCAAAAAGCUCAGGGAUGCGAAUGUGAUCAACCCUGAUAACUUAAAAGAGACAGGGUCAAGAUACUCGUCUACAGCUCAUGGUCAGUGUGAAGUAACCUGUGAUCCCGUUUCUGGGUACACUAUCCCAACAUUCACCAGGUUUGGAUUCAUGCCGGAUGGAGUCAGUUGUGUGGGCGGAUCCAACACUUGGGACUUGAAUAACUGGCCUCGGAAAUCUGGGUCGUAUUACAUGUGCCUAGACGGUCUCUGUCAGAGAUUUGGCUGUGAUAACCAAUAUAAUGGAAAAGUUUUCGAUGAAUGCGGAGUAUGUGGGGGCGAUAACUCUACCUGCACUGUUAUAGAAAAGACCGACAGUCAGCUACAAAAUAAUGGUGAACGUCGCACUAUUGCCUUGCUACCCAAGGGAGCUUUCAAUAUUCAGUUUUGGUUUUCAUAUGCAGCGAUGAAGAAGAACUUUUUAGAGGUUUACGACAUGAAGGGAAAGGUGAUUCUUGCUAGUAUGAUAGGCAGUUCAUGGAAAUGGGACACAAGAACAGAACCAGUUUUGUUUGGGGGUACUCAGUUGUAUUAUUUCUUCCAUGACCAGUUUCUUCACUUUAAAGGACCACUGAACGAAUCGUGCGAGAUCAAGUUAUUUCAGAAUGAUGUCAAUAACAACGUCGGUGUAAACUUUGCGUUUUCGGAACCAAAACCUGUGCAUUUUGAUUGCGAUUUUGAGGGAGGCACUUGUGGGUUGACAUUGACCAAUUUUACUCAGGAUACCUACAGUUCAACUAACAUAAUAGAUUCUUCACCGCCAACAAAAGGAUUUGGAAAUUCCUUCGUUUACAUUGCCAGUAAAUCUGUGGACGAGGAAGGAACAAUUCUAACAAGCACUGUUGCAGGAACCAGUCAAACACAGUGCUUAGCAUUUCACUAUUACAUUUCGGGAACAAACUCUAAUAUUACGUUGUCAUGGAAUAGCUCCUCCAGUGACGCUUUUUGGGAGAUAACGAAUCCCGAAUUCAACUCCUUCGUCUGUGUAUCCCUGAACAUAUCAACCUUAGAAGAAGACAAAAUUUUAAUCAAGGGAGUGACAAAAGCUAGCGAUAAAGGUUCCAUUCUUCUUGAUAACAUAAAGCUUUUCCCUAACUCUGGAGCAUUUUGCAACUCACAAGAAUCAUGUUCAAAAGACGUGAUCGUUACAACUACCCCAAAGUUAGAGGUCACGACCUCAGGGUCCCGCUCCACCACAGAGAUAACCAAGGGAAUAACAGAAUCGUAUUCAAAAGACAUGUAUGUUACAACUACCCCAAGGUUAGAGGUCACGACCUCAGGGUUUGUUACAACUACCCCAAGGUUAGAGGUCAUGACCUCGGGGUCCAGCUCCAUCACAGAGAUAACGAAGGGAAUAACAGAAUCGUAUUCAAAAGAUGUAUUUGUUUCAACUACCCCAAAGUUAGAGGUCACGACCUCAGGGUUUGUUACAACUACCCCAAGCUUUGGGGUCUUGGCCUCGGGGUCCGGCUCCAUCACAGAGAUAACCAAGGGAAUAACAGACAAGCGUAAUAUACUGCUGUUAGUUGGGAUCGCUUUGGGAUGUUUACUAUUGGUAAUGUUGGUUGUUAUCUUUGCAUGCUGUUAUCGUUAUUGGUGUAAUCCCGAGGAUACACGGGAUAAAUCAUUCAGAGUGUCCCGAAAUUUUAAUGGUUUUCCCAAACAGAGCAGCUGUAACUAUCUUACUCAACAUGAAGAUAUCAAGGUUUAUAUUGAGAAUCACCCGGAUUAUGACAUUGAAAAUCAUCCGGAUUAUGAUUGAUAUUCCAUAUUUAUAACAUUUAAUUCAUGAAAGCUAUUCUUGCGUGUUUGAGGAAGCAAUAGAGAGCGAGCAUCAACAUAUUGUUGUUUUGUGUGUUUGUACACUUGUUGUAGUGUUACGUCACUGCUUGUUACCCAUGUACUGGUAUGUACAGCCUUGUUGCUGAAGUAAAAGUUGUUUUCGUGUUUUUAUGAAGCUAUUAAUUGCUAGUAAAGUCACAUACAUGUAGCAAAAUUUUUAAUACGCUAAACUUAAAAGAUACUUAUCCCUGAUCACUGAUAAGCAGUGAGUAACAUUUUGUGAUUUUUAUCAGGUAAAACCAAAAAUAAUGUACCUCUGAUGUAUGUUUCUUCGCGCAGUAUUGUAUUUUGAUAUCAUUGUUAUUUUUGAAAUUACGAAAUGUUUCCUCAUACAUAUAUGACCAUGUCCAUCACCCUGUGGUGUCUGUACCAACUUAAUGAUGAAAGUCCAAUAAUCAUUUCUCAUUUUAAUAAAAUGAAUGAAGACCAUAUUAGAUGAAACAAUUUUAAUGUUUAGCUAACGGCAAAAGUUAUAUACAGCUGCUGUUAGACGUUGUGCCAUAUCUCAAACAUGAUUCGCUAGGUAUUUACGUAUACAGAUUCAUUAUAACUGAUGUAUGGUGAUGAAAUAAACUUUUGAUUAAUA
Messenger RNA from Ostrea edulis (European flat oyster), 4735 nucleotides. RefSeq names its product A disintegrin and metalloproteinase with thrombospondin motifs 5-like. The coding region runs from base 560 to 4069 and encodes 1169 amino acids. NCBI's taxonomy places the organism in Eukaryota, Metazoa, Mollusca, Bivalvia, Ostreida, Ostreidae. Gene Ontology annotation, molecular function: metalloendopeptidase activity. The transcript is spliced from 29 exons. The record is from RefSeq and is a predicted model, not a curated record. Gene Ontology annotation, cellular component: membrane; extracellular matrix. Gene Ontology annotation, biological process: proteolysis; extracellular matrix organization.